GGUGUAUGGGUGCAAGGCGAUAGACGCGUGGAUUUUUUUUUUUGGACGAAAAAAUUUCUCGAGAGAUCUUCAUUUCUCCAAAACGGGACGUUUAAAGAAGGGCGAGAAGGAUACACCGUGAGCUUAACGGUCUUUCAAUUUCAUUAGACCCGGGAUCCUUCUCGGGCUUCUUUUUACUUGCAAAAAACUCAUCUAUUCGUCAUUUUUGGUAUAAAUCCUCUAAACGAGCUUUUCCAAGGCCAUGGUCUUCUUCUUUCUUUAAAUAUCUUUCUUCUUACACUCUCCCCAUGCGCUAUGAGUGAAACGACUACGAGAUUACCUUCCAUUUCACACUUGCUGACGAUCCCACCUUCACCAUUACCUUCGUGUUCAUCGCCGUCAUUACGUCUACCUUCGUCCACUUGUUCCUCCGUUCCAUCCGCCAUGUCGCCUUGUAGUUUAUUACCGCUGUCACCCCUUCCCAGUAUGAAUCUGCCACCUCCAUCGCCCGUGCCUACCAGUUUAUCUUCGUCGCCAGGAACUCCGAUGCACACUUCACCCCGCCAUUGUCCCCCGCCAUCCUUUUCGAAUUAUAUGUCACCUCCGUUAUUAUCACCUACCGAAUCCGUAUGUUCUCGAUCGCCUUGUUUCCUUCUACAACCACCUUCACCACUGCCUCCUCCCGCUUUAUCCUUACCACCCGUGCAUCCUCUAACAUCAUCCUGUGACGACGCUCCCUUGCAAGGCUAUGAUCCGCCACGACCACUCGUUCGAUUGCCUACCCAAGGUAUUUCGACCGCGAACUUGUUUAACAAAUUACCGACUUGGACUUCGUUCCCGAUCCCGUCCCCGAGCUCCAGUCACUCUACCCUUGAUUCCUUUGAUACCACCAUGAGUGAGCCCGCGAAACCUCCAUCCCCAUCCCCUGUCCGAUCCCCGGCACGACCACCGCCACAACGACCUCCAUCAUCGUCACCGCCAUCGCAACCCGUUUCCAGUCCGCCCACGCAAAUUCUGUUUGACAAGGAAGGCAAACCGAUCCUGAAACGACGUCGAGGCAGACCUGCGACGAUUCGCGAGCCAACCUACGAGGGUGGAUGGACGUUCCUGGCCCCAACCGUGUGGGACGUGGUCAACGCUUACCCUGCAUCGCAUUCCCAGGGGCAACCGACCCCAACGUCACAAGUGGAUUUAUCACCUUCGGACGGUGGCAUGGAUGAUUCCAUGGCAGCAUUUACGGAUUCCAAUAUGGAUAUUGUGCUUCAGAUGCCCAAGAAAAAGCGUGGGCGCAAACCCAAGACCCACAUUGCCGGUAAUUCGUGCUUCAUUUGGCGAGAACUGACCGUCACGCGAACGGUAAAACGAAAAAAAUCCGAUCCGUUGCCGAAUAAGCGAUCAAAAAAACUCAGUGACCACGAAAAUCUUGGCAACCAAAGAGACAACGACGAUGACGACGAGGACGAUGUGAAUCAGGAUGAAGUCGCUCCCACCCGCCGCAGAUCCAAUCUUGCUUCUUGAUCUCCUUGCUUGAUCCUAGAAAAAAAAAAAAAAAAAAAAAA
Radiomyces spectabilis is the source of this 1538-nucleotide messenger RNA. RefSeq lists its product as uncharacterized. The transcript has a single exon. NCBI's taxonomy places the organism in Eukaryota, Fungi, Mucoromycota, Mucoromycetes, Mucorales, Radiomycetaceae. The record is from RefSeq and is a predicted model, not a curated record. The coding region runs from base 295 to 1497 and encodes 400 amino acids.